This is a messenger RNA of Drosophila yakuba, 2050 nucleotides long. RefSeq lists its product as uncharacterized. The record is from RefSeq and is a predicted model, not a curated record. NCBI's taxonomy places the organism in Eukaryota, Metazoa, Arthropoda, Insecta, Diptera, Drosophilidae. The transcript is spliced from 2 exons. The coding region runs from base 642 to 1976 and encodes 444 amino acids. Gene Ontology annotation, molecular function: nucleic acid binding; zinc ion binding.
UCUUUUAUUUUUUGAUCUUCACACCCGUACUCCUUCGAUCGUGCACCGUCGAUUAUAAUAAAUCGAGUGCCUUCUUAUCGAUAGUUACAGUGUUACCUUAUUUUUAACUUAUAAUAUUUACAUUAUAUACACAGUGUUACGGCCUGCUGAUUUCGAUGGGGCAAGGCCGGCUAGCCAGUCAUCAACAGGGCGGAUUCUUCCCCUGUGCCCACAGGUCGCACCAUAAAUUCCACUCGGCAUGGAAUCCACAAAAACAACAAAGAAACAUCAACAGAAACUACAAGUUGUAGUAGGAUAGAUACCCUUUAGGCCCACAGUACCAUGUAUGUAUCAUGUAGUAGUUUAGGUUAACAUAUGAAGCCCAUGGUGGCAGAGAGAAGUAUGCGAUCAUAUCCCCGUUAUAAGUAAGGACAAUACUGUUGUCCCGCUCUUACUUAUAAGUUAGCUUUAAGAGAUAACAAUGUACAUACACCUAGCUCUCACGCAUGAGAGAGCAUAAGAAAAACGAAGAAGCAAAGCGCGGCAUUCGGUCGCUGGUUCUUGAAGAAUAAAGUCGCUAAUAAAGAAGAACUGAACUAAGCAAAGCGUCGCACCGCAGGUAGUUCGAGCGUUUACAACAUCAGAAGUGGUCAUUACUCACUAUGCCUGACACCAUAUUAAAUCAAUUCUCGGUGCAACAACUAAAAAAAUGUUUGGGAGCCCUUGGACGCCAAACUUCUGGCACUAAAGCGGAGUUGAUAGGGCGUCUCCAAGCCAUUUCUCCGGAAAUACGUGGCGAUCCACCGUCAAACAACGGAUCAGCAACGGAAGCAACGGAUGGAGCUGCAUCGCAGCUAGCACAACGAGAGCUGCAAGAGGGAGACACACCAGCGACCCCGUUAGACGCGCAAUCGGCGGCGUCAGAGACCCUAGAAAGUCUGGAUUUGGAGCAGUUAUCGCUAGUGGAUGCCGAAAAAGCCACCCUGCAGAAAAUUCGUGACGAAAUAGAUGCAAACAUGGCCGUGUUGCAGAGCAUUUACACAGAAAUCGACGAGGCGAACAAGAACAAGUCCGUUCAUGCUGGCCAAGCCCAUGACGUCAUCGAAAAGAACAUUGAAAAUGAUGGCAAUGUUAACAUGUGCGCUAACAGCACCAAUGUUAAAGCUAACAACACCAAAGUGACCAUCACUGUCGAUAACAUGAUCGGGGGAGAUACCAGUGUUGGAAAAGAGACCGCUAGCAGUGAUGAUCAACGCCAGAGUACAAAUGUAAACAAACUCUUGGAAUCGCCAGCAGCAGCGCUUGCCCUGGCAAAAGAGGUCACCAUGGAGUAUGACGGCAGCGUGUGUGUACGUAAUUGGGUCACACAGUUCCAGAACAUCGGCAAGAUCUACAAUUUGGACGACGGCUGCUUGCAUAUGCUUCUAAUUGCCAAGCUGAAAGGGAGUGCACAACGCUGGCUGCACGCAAACACCACGCGAAUUCUGGAGUCAACCGAUCAGCUGUGUAAGCAGUUAAUUGUGUCAUUUGGAGUCAAAAUGUCCAAAGGAGAAUUGAGGAGGAGAAAGCGGGAAUGGCGUUCAGAGGAGAAAUUUGCGCCUUAUUUCGAGGACAAGAUGAUGCUGGCCAACGACAUCAACAUCGAUCUGGAGGAACUCCUGGAAAACAUUAUCGAGGGAAUUCCGGCACCAGCGCUACGCAAUCAGGCCCGCAUACAGUGCUUUUCCGAACCGAUGCAGGUUUUGAGAGCCUUCUCGGAAGUACGUCUGCCAAAGCACAAGCCGGAUAAUAGUUCGCCAAAACGCUUCUAUGAAGGAGGCCCAACUAAGAAGGAUUUGCGUUGCGCCAACUGCAACUCAAAAGGACACUUCGCCAAGGAGUGCCUGAAGCCGAAGAGAGAGCCCGGAUCCUGCUACGCUUGUGGAGCGUUCGGACACUUCGUCGGACAAUGCCCGGAGCGCAAGAGCGCCAAUAUCAACAAUUAUAAUGCCUCAUAGACACCGGGAGCCCAAUAUCAUUUGCAAAACUAAGCAGUAAAUCCAGUGAAGUCAAUUUAGAGUCUGCUGCUGAA